UGUGCGCGCGCAGGAGCGGGCUGCGCCGCCGGUGCCACCGGCGCCCCCUCCCCCGCCCUUCCCCUCCCCCCCGGCGCCGCGCUCGCCCCGGUCCCUUUUCCCCCCCCCGCCCCGGCCCCGUUUCCCCCGCAGCCGGGCGGGGGAGGAGGAUGGAAACACCCUUCUACCAUGAUGAUGUGUUGAGCGGCCUCGGCAGCGGCUUCGCCCCGUCCUCCGGCAGCAGCGGGCUCCUCCUGCCCUUCCCCGGCGGCAGCAUGAUGAAGAAGGAUGCGCUCGGCAUGGCCUUACCGGAGCAGGUGGCGGCGGCGUUGAAAGCCCCGAGCGGUGAAGCGGCGGGAUUGCUGGGUUCGGCCGAGCUGGGGCUGCUGAAGUUGGCUUCCCCGGAGCUGGAGCGGCUCAUCAUCCAGUCCAACGGGCUGGUCACCACCACCCCCACCAGCGGCCAGUUCCUCUAUCCCAAAGCGGCGGCUUCCGAGGAGCAGGAAUUCGCCGAGGGUUUCGUGAAAGCGCUGGAGGACUUGCACAAGCAGAACCAGCUGGGCGGCGGCGCGGCGGGGAGCGGCGGCGCGGGAGGCGGCGGUGCGGGAGGCGGCGGCGGAGGGGGCGGCAGCGCGGGCGAGCUGCCCGCCGCCGGCCUGGCCCCGGAGCCGCCGGUCUACGCCAACCUCAGCAGCUACCCGGCCGUCAGCUACGCCGCCGACCCCGGCCCCUUCGCCGCGCCGCCUCCUCGGCUCCCGCCGCCGCCGCCUCCUCCGCCUUUAAAAGACGAACCUCAGAUCGUCCCGGAGGUUCCGAGCUUCGGGGAGAGCCCCCCGCUUUCCCCCAUCGACAUGGACACGCAGGAGCGUAUCAAGGCGGAACGAAAGCGGCUGAGGAACCGUAUCGCCGCUUCCAAAUGCCGCAAGAGGAAGCUGGAGCGGAUCUCCCGCCUGGAGGAGAAGGUGAAGAGCCUCAAGAGCCAGAACACGGAGCUGGCCUCCACCGCCAGCCUGCUCCGGGAGCAGGUCGCCCAGCUCAAGCAGAAGGUUCUCAGCCACGUCAACAGCGGCUGCCAGCUCCUGCCCCAGCACCAGCACCAGGUGCCGGCUUACUGACCCCCCCGGCCCGGGAGUGGGGGGCUCCCCUCAACCUUCCCACCCUCCCCUCAAAUGGGGGGCCCGGCUACGGACUGAUGGGCCCCCCCCCCCGCCGGGACUGAUGGUGUGAGGGGAAUGUGGGGGUGGGGGGAGAAAGAACGGGGACGUUUUUCCGCCCCGCCAACGGACUCUUGGAGGGGGGGGGGGAGCACGGGCCGCCCCCCCCCACCCCCCCUCCCCACCCCUCACCCCCCCCCGAUGUCGCGCCCGAGACAUUCCAGUUCAGGCCCCCAGUAAAACCCCCCUCCUUUCGCCAUGGAGAA
This is a messenger RNA of Apus apus (common swift), 1399 nucleotides long. RefSeq names its product JunD proto-oncogene, AP-1 transcription factor subunit (gene JUND). The record is from RefSeq and is a predicted model, not a curated record. Bases 150 to 1094 code for a protein of 314 amino acids. Gene Ontology annotation, molecular function: transcription factor binding; DNA-binding transcription factor activity, RNA polymerase II-specific; RNA polymerase II cis-regulatory region sequence-specific DNA binding. Gene Ontology annotation, cellular component: transcription regulator complex. The transcript has a single exon. Gene Ontology annotation, biological process: regulation of cell cycle; regulation of transcription by RNA polymerase II; regulation of cell population proliferation. Lineage: Eukaryota; Metazoa; Chordata; Aves; Apodiformes; Apodidae.